UCCCCAAAUCCCCACUACCCCCACCCCAAAGUUCCCCUCCCCGCACCGCACCCGAUGAGUCCCCAAAUGUCCCGGCCAAGCCAACACCACCAGCACUCCCACCUCGCCGUCGCCUUGGCCGCCGUGCUGCUCGUCCUGCUCGCGGCGCCGUCCUCCGCCGAUCCGAACGACGAGGCGUGCCUCUCGAGCCUCCAGCGGUCGCUCUCCCCCCGCAACUGGACCAGGUCCGCCUUCUCCGCCCCCUGCGACGGCUUCAUCUCCAAGCUCCAGGGCGUCACCUGCAACAACGGCCGCGUCUACAAGCUCUCCCUCCCGGGUCUCUCCCUCGCCGGCCCCAUCCCGCCGGAGCUCUCCAACUGCACCAACCUCCAGUCGCUGGACCUCUCCUCCAACGCGCUGUCCGGGCCCAUCCCGCCGGAGCUCUCCAAGCUGCUCAACCUCGCCGUGCUCAACCUCUCCGCCAACUCCCUCUCCGGCGCCAUCCCGCGGGAGCUCGCCGCCUGCGCCUACCUCAACGUCAUAGAUCUCCACGCCAACCAGCUCUCCGGCCCCAUCCCCGACGAGCUCGGCCUCCUCGUCCGCCUCUCCGCCUUCGACGUCUCCUACAACCGCCUCUCCGGCCCCAUCCCCGUGCUCCUCGCCAACAGAACCACCACCGCGGGGGGCGCCCUGGCGGCGGGGCCGGCGGCGAGGUUCAAUGCCAGCUCCUUCGCCGGGAACAAGGACCUGUACGGGUACCCUCUGCCGCCGAUGCGAGGGCACGGGCUGUCCGUGCUCGCCAUCGUCGGCAUCGGCCUCGGCAGCGGGCUCCUCAGCCUCGUCCUUAGCUUCUCCGCCGUCUGCAUCUGGCUCCGCUCCACCGACCGGACGGCCACCACGCCCGGCGAGGACGGCAAGAUCUCCCACCUCAUGCCGGCCUACUGAGGAGAACCAUGCUGAGUUGAUGAUGCCGGUGGCGCUGCUCCUUGCAUCGCGUGCCAGUUUAAUUUAGGUGCAGAGGAUAGAUUUGAUUCGGGCCUGCUAUGCCAUGGUUGGAUUCCUGGAGCCAAGAUUGGAUCCUGGGUGAGCAGAGCAUGCAAUGUUGCUCAAAUCUGGGUGUCAGAACCCAAUCCAAUUGGAGUUUGAUUGUCGCAUUUACUUGCAUUGGUUUGGUACUCUGCUUUUCAGUAGGCUUUAGCAUGGGGUUUCUUCACUUCUUUACUCCGUAUUUAAUAACUUAUCUUUUUUGACUAGAGAGAGAGAGAGUGCGCGCGUGUGGGAGGAGAUAGGUUAGGCUUUGAUGACAUCCACCUGUGCGUGCGUGUGUCCUGAAGAAUUUUAUUCCAGCAGAAAAUGGCGGCGAAUUUCCGA
Brachypodium distachyon (stiff brome) is the source of this 1350-nucleotide messenger RNA. RefSeq names its product inactive LRR receptor-like serine/threonine-protein kinase BIR2. Lineage: Eukaryota; Viridiplantae; Streptophyta; Magnoliopsida; Poales; Poaceae. The coding region runs from base 55 to 924 and encodes 289 amino acids. The transcript has a single exon. Gene Ontology annotation, molecular function: protein binding. The record is from RefSeq and is a predicted model, not a curated record. Gene Ontology annotation, cellular component: plasma membrane.